GGAGGAGGAGAAGAAGAAAGAGGAGAGGAGAGGAGGGGAGCUGUGGAGAAGGAGGGAUAGAGGAAGAGGAGGAGGUGGAAGUCUGAAUAAGAAAGCAGCUCCUCCCGCUUCCUCGAGCCGCCUGCAGACCGGACAGCAGCUGCAGAAAAGCCCCAGUCAGCAGCAAAACCACGUCCUUAUCUGGAUUUAACUCGCCGUGACUUCCCCGGAGCACCGACAGCGCCGCCGUGCCUCUCUGAACCGACCGACAAUGCUCUCCCCGGGACUCUCCGUGUCUCUGCUGGCCGUGUCCUGCGCGCUGUGGCCGGCUGCGGUCCGGGCGGCGUCCUGCGAGUCUGUGCGGAUCCCGCUGUGCCGGUCCAUGCCGUGGAACAUGACCAAGAUGCCGAACCACCUCCACCACAGCACGCAGGACAACGCGGUGCUGGCCAUCGAGCAGUUUGAAGGGCUGCUGGGUACUGGCUGCAGUCCGGAUUUGCUCUUCUUCCUGUGUGCCAUGUACGCUCCCAUCUGCACCAUUGACUUCCAGCAUGAGCCCAUCAAACCCUGUAAGGCCGUGUGCGAGCGGGCGAAGUACGGCUGUGAGCCGGUGAUGAAGCGUUACAACCACAGCUGGCCCGACAGCCUGGCCUGCAGCGAGCUGCCGCUGUACGACCGCGGAGUCUGCAUCUCACCUGAGGCCAUCGUCAAGGCAGAUGGACCAGAUCCAUACUACCAGGACCCAGCCAGGUGUAACCCAGAAUCCAGUCCAGACUUUCCAAUGGACUCCAACAACCUCCACUGCAGAGGACCAAAUGGAGAUCGCUGUAGAUGUAAGCAAGUCAAAAUGGCAAUGAAAAUCUACAAGAAGAACAACUACAACUACGUGAUCAGGGCGAGGGUGAGGGAGGUGAGGAAUCGCGGUCUGGAGCCCACAGCAGUGGUGGAGGUGAAGGAGGUGUUCAAGUCUUCUCUGGUCAACAUUCCCAAGGAUAUACAGACGCUUUACUACUCAUCCUCCUGCCUGUGUCCUCCUCUGUCUCCUGGGGAGGAGUACCUCAUUAUGGGCUACGAGAACGAAGAGACGUCCAGGUUGCUCCUGAUUGACAGCUCCAUUGCUCAGAAGUGGAAGGACAAAAUGGGCAGGAAGGUCAAGAGAUGGGAUAAGAACAUACAGGAGAAAGCCCGAGUACCUCCACAGGGGAAUCGCCACUGAGAUCUGACUGUGUGUGUGUGUGUGUGUGUGUGUGUGUGUGUGUGUGUGUGCGUGUAUGUGUGUGUGUAGAUAUUGCACUAUCACAGGCUGUUGUAGCUGAAUGUAGUUCAUCUCUUCAUCUGUCAGACUGUUUGGAGUCUGUUUUUUGUCAUUUAUUUUCUUUGCACAAACAUUAUUUAGUGUGCGUUUAGUGUGUGCGUUUGUCAGUGUGUGCAUGUGUGUGUUUGUAUGUGCAUCUGUGUGGCGUGGUGUGUGUGUGUGUGUGUGUGUGAGUGUACACCUAAAGCUCUCAAUAAAGACGAAGGGGUGGAGGUGGAGCUUCAAAGCUGUAGUACUAAACCUACGCACAGCCAUACAGUAUGUACAUGACUUUUAAAUUUUUUUGGAGCAAAUUUCUUUUCAGUGGCCAUGUUGGCUCCACUGCUCCUCUUCAUGGUCACGGUCUUUAAUAGUCCUGGAUGUUGGUCAUGUUACCCUGGCGAUGUGACGGAGGACAUUUUUAAUGAUACGAAAGCCAUUUGGACUUGGACAUUUCGGACUAUGAUAGAUCUGUUGCCAUGACCUUAACUUUACUGAACUCUGCGAAAAGGAAAACGGCAUCGAGACCAACAGCAACAGGAGCAACGGCAGCAGAAUGUGGGCAGAUGGAGGGUUCGCUUACUUACUUCAGCCUUUGUUGGAUCCAGCGCCUCCUCUGGUCUCAAUGUGUCACAACAACAGAAAACGACAAAUGUCCGUAUUAUUGUUGGACAGGAAACAUACACUCGGUGGCCAUUUUAUUAGGUACGCCUGCACAGUCUAUUGCAAUUCAACAGCUCUGCCAUAAAUUCUACUUUUUAAGAAGUUUCUAACGUUUUUUUGACAUUGGAGAAAAUGUGUAAAUUCGAUUUAUGUUUUUACUGAGGACAUAGUUAAAGGUGGUGUUGUACUGUACUACAUUACAUUGAGAGGUGUUGCUAAUUUUUGCCCUCCCUCCUUAUUUACAUACAUGAGUGGGGGCAGAAUAUAACACCUCCACCACUAACUAUGACCUCAAUGCUAAAAUAUACAGUAAUUGAAUUAACACCUCUAUGAAAAACUGAACAUUAUAAGCAUCAUAAAAGCAGAUUUUAUGGCAGAACAGUUGUAUUGGAUUGCAUUAGCUUGUACAGGUAUACUUAGUAAAGUAUAUACACUGAGUGUAUAUACUGUAAGACGAGUGUGGAGUGUGCCACUGGAAUAAUUAUACACUAACUAGCUCUACACUGCAAUACAAAUAAAUGUAACUGUCCCUUUUACAACGUGCUCUUUUAACACGAGUCAGCUUGAAACAAAAAUGUGUAACUCAUGGAGCUAACGUUAGCUCGGUUACCAAGGCAAAAAAUAAAACGUGGCAUGGAAUAUAUUUAAAAUUUGAAACCCCAUUUUAAAAUUAAAUUAUUAAUUCAUCAUUUAAGGACAGAAUAAGAAAAAGUCAUUUCUGAUUGACAAAUUGAAUAAGUUUUUUAAAAAAGCUUUUUUUUUUUUUUUUUUUUAAGAAAUGUUAUUAAUUCAGAAUGGCACACUCCAGACUCUCUCUCUAUAUAUAAAUAGAAAAUAUAAAAGAUUGUCUUUGGUGAGUUCCACUAAUGGUUUAUCAAGCUCUCCUUAACCUCGCCACCAUCUUUAGUGUCACUGUGGAUGCAUCAGAGUGCCUCUUUAUGAAUCACAGAUUAUAGAAUUUAUUAGAACUGAUCUUUUGCUAAUCACUUAUCAGUUAUAAUCUUUUAUUUUUUUUGGUUAGGUGACGUCGAUUAGGUCACGUGACACUCAGUGUUGUGUUUUUCUCCCGAGCGGAGGGGAAGUUAGAGGGCAUGUUAAACCAUUUCUGAGACACACUGCUUGUUUGAUUGAUGUGAUGGGGGGGAAGAAGGUACGGUCACAAAACAUUACACUUCCGACCUACGAAUAUUUGUUCCGUCUCGUUCAUUUCUGUUGAAACCUGCAUGACGAAUUCAAGUUUCCUGUUUCCGUGCGAUCUCCAGCCGGCUCCGGCAGAUUCGCAGUUCAGAGUUCACCAUUGUUAAACUUUUACAGUUUGUGAUGGCUUUCAUCAAUAUCUGUUACCUGCAUCAGAGCCGUGCCACCGCGUCCUUUUUCGGGUCCGAGUGCAGGGCAGUUUUGUUGAACGGAAGGCUAAUGUGACCGUACCUUAACACUAUCAGCAUCAGUUUCUACACUUUACUGUUGAGGUGUGAAGACCCACUGGAAGCAAGAAAAUCCUGCGACAGUAACUUUACACACGUGCGAGUGUCAACGUUUGUAAGCUUAGCAACUAUUGUUGGCAAGCACUGAGUGAAUAUACAAACCUAGCACUUUCUCCAGCAAUUUACAAGACUUGCCUUGUCUUUGCAUAAGCGUCAUACAAAAGAGGACUUCCUCGUAGGAAACUACGAUAACGACCUCCUCCGCACUAAAAAGCAAACUACCAGUAAAUGCAGCACCCCGGCCCCAUCUCGACAUGCGUAUCACACAUCAAAUGCAUAAUACUAACAGAAGAUGCAGUCGAGGUAGGGUAGUCGGGAUAAGCUGGGGAAUGAACAUAAUGAAAUUACCAACGUGUCGACCUGCAUCAAGAUGCCGCCUGUGUGAGGGCUUACAUUGAAAAUAAGUAGGUAAGAGUGUUUUUGACUUAAAUUUUUCUUUGUCGGUGGCACAUCGAAGCAAAGUUGGCCUCAUUUGUGUUGCUGAACAUUGUUAAAUCCUCCCUGUUCAGUCCUGCUGCUCUGAGGAUUAGUAGAGAUUCUUUAAAUGGGAUUUGUUGCACUGCAGCCAGCCGGUCUUCACCCGUACGAAUGAGCUCUGAGAACUGUCCUGCAGACUCUGCUGUCAGGAAGAAACCAGGAUAAACAUUCAUUUUAAAUACAAGAAUGUCAUUUGAAAGGCCUUUUUCACAGCAGACAUUUUGACUUGUCAUAUUAGUAAAAGCACUUGUUACUAACAAACUGGCUCUGUUCUAUUCAGGUCAUGACAGCGUGACAGUGAGCCAGCUUGUACAAUUUCAGGAUCCUGAAACUGAAGCAGCCAAAUGGAAUUCAACCAUCCUUAACUUUAUUAUUUACAUGUGUGCUUUUCCUACUGUGACAUGUCAAAAUGUCUAGUGUGAAAAUGUCCUUAUAGCAAGUCCUUUUUCAUUUCAUUGUGACUUUUUAAAGAGCAGACUGGAGUUCCUGCUGUCUCUGCCUCUGAUAAACAAACAGUGCUCUCAUUAUCACGCUGUAACUCUGUCCAUGUAAACACACUAACACUCAGUACUACACUACUUUUAUCAGUAAACUAUACUAACACCGAUAUUUUGAACUCUGGACUCUUCACAGCAGUUUGAACCAUUAAACAUGAAUUUAGACGACA
Messenger RNA from Siniperca chuatsi (mandarin fish), 4564 nucleotides. It is a transcript of the gene frzb, whose product is annotated as frizzled related protein. The coding region runs from base 251 to 1195 and encodes 314 amino acids. The record is from RefSeq and is a predicted model, not a curated record. Gene Ontology annotation, molecular function: Wnt-protein binding. NCBI's taxonomy places the organism in Eukaryota, Metazoa, Chordata, Actinopteri, Centrarchiformes, Sinipercidae. The transcript is spliced from 8 exons. Gene Ontology annotation, biological process: canonical Wnt signaling pathway; non-canonical Wnt signaling pathway. Gene Ontology annotation, cellular component: cytoplasm.